Capra hircus (goat) is the source of this 9315-nucleotide messenger RNA. It is a transcript of the gene BMP2K, whose product is annotated as BMP2 inducible kinase. The transcript has 16 exons. The record is from RefSeq and is a predicted model, not a curated record. Gene Ontology annotation, molecular function: protein kinase activity; ATP binding. NCBI's taxonomy places the organism in Eukaryota, Metazoa, Chordata, Mammalia, Artiodactyla, Bovidae. The coding region runs from base 197 to 3559 and encodes 1120 amino acids. Gene Ontology annotation, biological process: protein phosphorylation.
CGGGCGGCGGGGCCGGGGCAGUGCGCUCGGGCCGCGCGGAAUGUGAGGCUCGGCGGGCCGCAGCGCGCACGGACGCUCGGACAGGCGAGGGGCGGUGACCCCUCGCGGACGCCCCGGCCGCGCACGCCGGGCCGGGCGCUCGCCCUCUCGCUCGCCCUUAGGCGCGUCCCGCGCCCUCCAGCGCGCCGGCGGGACCAUGAAGAAGUUCUCUCGAAUGCCCAAGUCGGAGGGCGGCGGCGGCGGCGGAGCGGCGGGUGGCGGGGCCGGCGGGGCCGGGGCCGGUAGCUCGUCCGUGGGGGUCCGGGUGUUCGCGGUCGGCCGCUACCAGGUCACCCUGGAGGAGUCGCUGGCCGAAGGUGGCUUCUCCACUGUUUUCCUGGUGCGGACUCAUGGUGGACACCGUUACGCAUUGAAGCGAAUGUAUGUCAAUAACACGACAGACCUCAACAUUUGUAAAAGGGAAAUUACAAUUAUGAAAGAGCUAUCUGGUCACAAAAAUAUCGUGGGUUAUUUGGACUGUGCUGUAAAUUCAGUUAGUGAUAAUGUAUGGGAAGUGCUUAUCCUAAUGGAAUAUUGUCGAGCUGGGCAGGUAGUGAAUCAGAUGAAUAAGAAGCUGCAGACUGGCUUUACGGAAGUAGAAGUGUUACAGAUAUUCUGUGAUACCUGUGAAGCUGUUGCAAGGUUGCAUCAGUGUAAGACUCCGAUAAUUCACCGGGAUCUCAAGGUAGAAAAUAUUUUGUUGAAUGAUGGUGGAAACUAUGUACUUUGUGACUUUGGCAGUGCCACAAAUAAAUUUCUUAAUCCUCAAAAAGAUGGAGUUAAUACAGUAGAAGAAGAAAUUAAAAAGUAUACAACUCUGUCAUACAGAGCCCCUGAAAUGAUCAACCUUUAUGGAGGGAAGCCUGUCACCACCAAGGCUGAUAUCUGGGCCCUGGGAUGUUUACUGUAUAAACUUUGUUUCUUCACUCUUCCUUUUGGUGAGAGCCAGGUUGCCAUCUGUGACGGCAGCUUUACCAUCCCAGACAACUCUCGUUACUCCCAUAACAUACAUUGCUUAAUAAGGUUCAUGCUUGAACCAGAUCCAGAGCGGAGACCCGAUAUAUUUCAAGUGUCAUAUUUUGCAUUUAAAUUUGCCAAAAAGGAUUGUCCAGUCUCCAACAUUAAUAAUUCUCCUAUUCCUUCAACUCUUCCUGAACCGAUGACUGCUAGUGAAGCAGCUUCUAGGAAAAGCCAAAUAAAAGCCAGAAUAACAGACACCAUUGGACCAACAGAAACCUCAAUUGCACCAAGGCAAAGACCAAAGGCCAAUUCCACUACUGCCACUCCCAGUGUGCUGAGCAUUCAGAGUUCAGCAACACCUGUUAAAGUCCCUGCUCCGGGUGAAUUCGGUAAUCACAGGCCAAAAGGACCACUGAAACCUGGAAAUGGCCCCGAGAUUUUACUGGGUCAGGGGCCCACUCAGCAGCCUCCACAGCAGCAUCGAGUCCUUCAGCAGCUACAGCAGGGAGACUGGAGACUGCAGCAGCUUCAUCUGCAGCAGCGUCAUCCUCACCAGCAGCAGCAGCUCCUUCAGGAUGCUUAUAUGCAGCAGUAUCAGCAUGCAGUGCAGCAGCAACAGAUGCUUCAGCAGCAGUUGUUAAUGCAUUCGGUGUAUCAGCCACAACCUCCUGCAUCACAGUAUCCUGCAAUGAUGCAGCAGUAUCAGCAGGCUUUCUUGCAGCAACAGAUGCUCGCUCAGCAUCAGCAGUCUCAACCACAGGCAUCACCAGAGUAUCUCACCUCCCCUCAAGAGUUCUCCCCAGCCUUAGUGUCCUACUCUUCAUCACUUCCAGCUCAGGUUGGACCCAUGAUGGACUCCUCUUAUAGUGCCAAUAGGUCAAUUGCUGGUAAAGAGGCAGUUGCAAAUAUGACAAAUCAGAAGAAUAUCAGUAACCCACCUGAUAUGUCAGGGUGGAAUCCUUUUGGAGAGGACAAUUUCUCCAAGUUAACAGAAGAGGAACUGUUGGACAGAGAAUUUGACCUUCUCAGAUCAAACAGGCUCGAGGAAAGAGCAGCCUCAGAUAAGAAUACGGAGCCACUUUCUGCUCCAUAUAACCAUCCUCCAGAGGAUCCUUUUGGUUCUGUUCCUUUCCUUUCCCACUCAGAUUCUCCUGAAAAGAAAAUUGAACAUCCCUCCAUGAAUCAAGAAAACGGCACUGCAAACCCUAUCAAGAAUACAAAAGGAAGUCCAGUCUCUAAAGACCACCGGACUGGAAAGAAAACCUCAGAGAAUUCAUUAGUACGUGCUCAAGUGCAAAAGGGGAACGACGAAUCUGAGAGUGAUUUUGAGUCCGAUCCCCCUUCUCCGAAGAGCAGCGAGGAGGAAGAGCAAGAGGAUGAGGAAGUUCUCCAGGGAGAACAAGGAGAUUUUAAUGACGAUGACACUGAACCGGAAAACAUGGGGCACAGGCCUCUGCUCAUGGAUUCUGAAGAUGAGGAAGAGGAGGAGAAGCACAGCUCCGAUUCGGACUACGAGCAGGCCAAAACAAAGUACAGCGACGCGAGCCCAGGCUACAGGGGCGCAGCCGGCGGUGGCGCGGUCCAGGGUCCCAGCGCAGCACUCCUCAUGUCCGCCCGGGUGCCCUCGGACGUGGGAGCGGGGACCCCCAGACCCGAGUUUGAUGUCUUUGGCGCUGUCCCUUUCUUCGCAGCGCGGGCUCAGCAGCCCCAACAGGGGGAGCAGAAGGACCUCUCUCCGCAGAGCCGGCUUCCCGCCGCGGGGCUCGAGCCGGAGGAAUUCGAUGUCUUCACCAAGGCGCCCUUCAGCAAGAAGGUGAUGGCGCGCGAUGCGCACGCCGCGCCCGCCGCGCCGGCUGGCCCCCCCAGCGUGGAUGUCUUUGGCUCCACGCCGUUCCAGCCCUUCCCUCCGUCCGCCAGUAAAAGCGACAGCGGCGAGGACCUUUUUGGGCUGGUGCCGUUCGAGGAGAUAACUGGGAGUCCGCAGCAGAAAGUCAAGCAGCGCAGCCUACAGAAACUGUCCUCCCGGCAGAGGCGCACCAAGCAGGACACGGCCAAGAGCAACGGGAAGCGGCACCACGGCACCCCGACUGGCGCCAAGAAGCCGACCAAGCCCGCCUUCCGCACCCCCGAGCGGGCCCGCCGGCAUAGGAGGGUGGGCCGCCGGGACUCACAGAGCAGCAACGAGUUCCUGACCAUCUCAGACUCCAAGGAGAACAUCAGCGUGGCCCUGACUGAUGGGAAGGACCGCGGGCAUGUCCUGCAAGCCGACGAGGGUCUGUUGGACCCCUUCGGGGCCAAGCCCUUCCACCCUCCGGACCUGCCUUGGCACUCCCCGCACCAGGGCCUGAGCGCCGACCACAACCCGGUCCUGCCCGGGAGGCCCCGGCCAAAUUCACUGCACGGCUCCUUCCACGGGGCAGAGGCGUUGAAAAUGGAUGAUUUUGGUGCUGUGCCCUUCACAGAACUCGUGGUGCAGAGCAUCACCUCCCAUCAGCCCCAACAGCCCCAGCCCGUCGAAUUAGACCCCUUCGGUGCUGCUCCGUUUCCUUCUAAACAGUAGAGGACUUCAGACGGACUCUUGGUAUUAACUCCUGUUUCAAAGAAAAAAGAAGUAUGAAUAGUUUUAUGAAUUUGAAAGAAAAUUUAUUUGUAUAGCUCUUUAUAUCAUUCAUUCUUACAGGUCAAUCAGAAUAGGCGAUUUUUAAAUAAACCAAAUAGAAAAAGGAAGUAUCUGCACAGGGUAGUGAUUCCACGUCUCUUCACGCAGGUGCAAAGGAAGUGAAGGUGGCAGGUUCUAACCUGGGGUUUCAGCUCCCCACCUGACCGCACAGAAAUCUAGGGAACCCGUGUGGCCCCUGAAAAGCAACCGGCAGUUGUGGCGUUAUUUUUAUAAAAACAGAAUGUCACUUGUGCGCACAUCCCAGGCUCAUUCCAGAAUCUAGCAUUUAAAACUAAGGUUACUUGUAUAUACACAAAUUGCAUUUGUGUAUUUUUUUUUAAAAAUAUCUCUUCUAAUUUCCACGAGGUCAAAAAAAAAAAAAAUCCAUUUCUCAUAAAGAAUGGGAAAGUUAUCCAGAGAGUGCAGAGAUUUUUGUCCUUACACCUUUCUCUAACAAAGAGGAGCCAGAAGUCACUGACUGUUGUGCCUAAAACUGUUUCAUUAAAAAACAAGUGCCAUUAAUAUGGACUAUUACAUAGAAGCCUAGAACAAAAACUAGAGAUAGCUAGCUGAUGGGUGGAAAAAUGGAGAGUAAAAAGGAAUGAUUAUAGAAGAGAGGAAAAGACACUCGGUAGUACUUCAGGAACACUUCAUGUUCUGAUUUUGAAUGGCUUCUAGCUAAAAACUUUUAUCAUGUCUCUAGUAAAACAGAUUAUUGGAAAAACUGGGAGUGAGGACAAGGGUCAUAGAGAAAUAGUCUAGGGAAAAAUAUGUAGCUGAAACCCUGAGUUUCUGAGACGUUUACAAUGUAAAAUCAUGUCGCAUUUAAUAAUGUGCUUUAUUAAAUAACCACCUUCACCAACUAUUCCCCAAGUCGUCUGGUGAGCAGCAGUUUUGGAGUUAGGUCUGAAGGGUGGAGUAGUUUAAUAAAGAGAACAGAAGAGUGAAUCCCACAAAGCCUUACGGGCAGGCCUUGCACAUCCUGCCGCAAGUACCUCUGCACUAAUACCCGAGAUCUGAGAGUGGCUGUAAGGUGUCAAGGUGAUGAGGGGCUAGCAUCUCAACUCUGCUAGUUAGCCGAUUAUGACUUCAGUGAAAAGAACCGAGCUACCAAAUUGCCUUUUGAUUUUUACAUCACAAAUCCUAAUUAGAAACUUGAGAUUUUAUAGAAACUGUUUAAUAAGGUAGAAAUCAUUGAUGUGAAUACAGUCUGUUUCUCCUAUGUCUCCAUUUUAAGUUAGUUAACUGUCCCUGCUUUGCAAGUGAACAUCUGGAAGUUUCUAGAACCAUUAAAGCUAUUUACAGAAAAGGGUAGAAACUCCUAUCAGCUGGCACUCUCCUUGAUUGCUGUAUUUUAAAUUAAUGCUUUGAGCCCAAUUAAAAUCUAUUUUAUCAGUAUCUUAUUAGAAUCUCAAUUAUAGUGCCCAAACUGGGAUGAGCUAUUUGCCUGUUUUCAUAGUUCUAAACUUGGAAAGAAACAAAGUAUCUGUAACUAAACCCUCUAUGUUUUCUUGCUUCUCUCUUCUAUGUUUUAAAUCAGAUACAGAUUUGUGGACAAACAGGGAAGCAAUAUGUGAAUGAUGUGUAGCAGAGACAGAUCAGUCAUGAUAGUCAUUACUGCGUAAAUGUUAGAGCCCAGCCGCACCAGUUUUACUUGUCCUUGUGCCAAAGGCAAAUGUUAUGUUUGCACCUUUUUUUUUCUCUUUCUGAUUCUCAGGUUGAUUAAUACUGCUAACGCAAAUGCUCAAGUAGAUGUUCUUUAAAACUUUACAAAGUAGAUUCAAGUGAUACUUUCUUUUCAAAGUGAAGAGUUGAUGAUUACACAGUCAAUUCAUGAACUACAGUAGGUUUGUAUCAAACAAUCUGUUAAUGAAAAUCUGUUGGUUGAUGUAUAUACAAGAUGCUUCUUUGACUAUUUUAGUCCUUAUUAGCCUUUGUCUCUGCUAGACCUCAUGAGUUUCAUAAUUUAUAAGGGGUACAGAUGAAUUAGUGUGGUCCCCUUGGGAUGUAAUAUGAAAUAUCUAGAGUCUGUCAGAUACCAAGGGCUUGCUUACACUCAUUUUCAGUACACUGAAUAAUUUUAAAUGAUUUAGACACUGACAGACACUUUGGCUUAUAAUGCUGGAUAAAUUCUAAAGAAACACUUUGACAUUGUUUAAAAUAUUGACAGUCAUAUGCUUGUUAUAUCACAAUGACUUUCCUCUUGAGAUUACAGCCGAGAGGAAACAUUUAGUAUGUAUAGGGGACCCAAAGGGAUAGAAAUGGGGAGAUUCCUUUGUGUUCAAGUGGAGGAAUUUUCUCAAGUUAUAGGAUUAGGGUCGCUUUCCAUUUCCCAUCAUGUUUUCCCACUACUGUUAAGACUGUAGGUCACUCUACACAGUUGAUGCCCAGUUAAUUCCCUUAUGAGAAUUAUGAGAAAGCUCCCAAGACGUGUGAAAGAGCUUAAUGCAUACUUGGCACACAGCACUCGGUUUGGCUCUAUUAUGGGAUGGUCCAGUUCUUAUAUAAGGAAGGAAUGCUGAAAAGAAAUCAUGUCUCUAUUAAUCAGUUGUCCUCUGUGCUUCUUUAGCAUGUAAAGUCGUCAUAACUCUAAACCUGUAAUACUUGAACAUCACAAAGGGAAGUGACAUAUUACAAAGCUAGCAAAAGUCUGAGGCCAAAGUUAUUUCUGUCCUAACAGCUUUAAUCAUGCUUCUUGGUUUUGAAUUAUCUUUUAAAAAGCGGACCAUUUGCUUAAUUAUUUUAAUGUUACCACUUCAGCAAAAUGUUAAGCGUUGAAAAGACCAGCUUCUAUGGCACUGAGGAAUGUAAGACAUUCUGCUAGGACACAAAAGUUGCUUGGUAUAUAUGUUUUAGGUGGAGGAGGAAAGGUGGUGGGCUGGGUGAAACUGACUAGAAUAUUUAUUCAGAAGUAUCCAUCAGGAAAGUGUGAUUCUUCCACUGAUGUGACCUCCGCCCUGUGUGUGUGUAUGUGUGUGUGUACUCGGGCCCAGUUAUGCCAUUAUUUGGAAUAGUAGACAAAAGCAGCUUUGGAUCCUCCCAUUUGUCGUGUGGCAGGGACAGACCGCUGUCCUCAUCUUGCUGGUGGGAAACCCUCCUCUACUGUGGUGUGCAGCAGGCAGAGCCCUUUCCUCUGUGUGUGUGUAUGUGUGUGUGUGUGUGUGUGUGUGUACUCGGGCCCAGUUAUGCCAUUAUUUGGAAUUGUAGACAGAAGCAGCUUUGGAUCCUCCCCUGUUUGUCAUGUGACAGGGACAGACCGCUGUCCUCAUCUUGCUGGUGGGAAACCCUCCUGUAUUCUGGUGUGCAGCAGGCAGAGCCCUUUCCUACUCUCUGCUUGGCUUAUUUUAGGUUGUGGUACUUCAUAUCAGCAUUGAGAGAAGGUACACGUGUAUUCGUAUCACUGGUUCUGAGGAGUUUGGGUACAUUUGUUUUAAUAUAUGUAGACUGUGCAGUAAACAUUUUCUUUUUUUUUUUUUACAGCAAAAUUACUUAUCAUUUAUCAUUUUAGGUCCAGUGUUGAGCUGACUGUGAUCUACUGUGAGAAUGAACUGACAGAUCUACUGUGAGAAUAACAUAAUGAUAGUUUAUAUAAAAACUUUUAUACACAGUGGGGUUUAUACAUUAGGGUAAAUAUAUAAACCCACGCUUGCAUGCACAUGUCACAUCUCUCUAGUGUGGAGUUAAUGUGAAUUUUUACAUUUUGAAUGGAAUUGCAACCACAAUCAUUGCUAAAAGAACAUUCACUCCUAGUGAGGGUUUACAAAAGCCACUAAAAGAAUAAGGUAGACAGAUGAAAAGGCAAAGGGCCAUCAUCUGGGGUUAUUUUUAUUUAAAAAUUUAUUGUGCUACUUCUGAAAGAGAAUUGUUUUUAUGACUAUGCUCUUUUUGUGAUUGAAAAGUCAUCUAAUAGUAAGCAGUAUAGUAAUAAUAAUAGGCUACUUUUUAAUUGCUGGCAAACAGCUUUAAGUGCACUUUCUUUGAUUACACUUCCACUUUUUGUUAAACUUGAAUUUUCUGAAGCCUUUUAUGUACCACUAAGCAAAUAAUUUUAACUUUUAAUAAACCUGAUUUUCAUCUUUAUUAUAUUUCUAAUUGUUAAGAUCAUACUUUCUAAAGUUAACUUCAAUCCUCAGAUACAGCUGGGAAACUGUUAUGAAAUAGAAUCAGUUGCUUUUUUUUCCUCCUUCCUAUAUCUAAUUAAGCACUAACUGAUUUUAGUACUAUAUUGCCUUUACAUGGCUUAUUCUUAUUGACUGAAUCCUAUCCCUCAUUCACUUUGUUUUGUUUGAAAUUUAAAGUUAUUUUCUUACUGUAUUUAUCAUACCUACUGUUUUAAUAAUCUGCUUUCUUUAAAUGCAAUAAAUCCCAAAUGGAUUGCAUAUUCUUUAUAAUCAAUGACUUUGAGUUUUUCAUUAUUUGUCGUCUUAUUAAAAAUUCUGGAUGCCAACUUCUAGUCAGUUCUUUCAUUCACAUGCAUCUAUUAUGCAUGAGCUAACGGAGGAGAAAAAUGAUUAAGGUUAGAUCUCUGGUCUAAGGAGCACCCAGUUUUGGAUUUAAGUAAGAAAAUACAUUUUGUGUUUGUACAGUAUUUGACCUAGCAUCUGUACAACCAAAACGAUCAUACAGUUUAUUCAGGGAUUACAAUAACUGAUACUUACAGUGAUGAAGAUAAGGUAAAGACGUAAGACUCUGAAGUAGCUUUUGAAUAUUUAGCAUAGUUUUUGCUUUAUAUAAAAUUUAUUUUUUAAACUCUUGAAAAACUGAUAACAUUUUUCACUGUUAAUAAGUAUUUAGUUAAAUAAAAUAACUUGAUUACAGAUGCGAGGCUUUGGCAUGUUAAACAGAAAACCUGUUUAUUGGAUUGAUGAACUAAGUUUGGUGUUGAGAUCACAAUAUUAUGUAUUAGUCCACAAACUGGAGUUUCAGAUUGGUGGCUUGUGGAAAGAUUCAACUUAUUUGUUAGAAAUGCACUUCCACCCCCCUCCCCCCCCCGAGAAACUGUAACAUUUAUCUAAGGUUAUAUGGGAAAAUAAGGGCCCUGUUUCUUUUUAAUAAAUUAAUGGUACAAAGGAGCAAAAUAUCACAUAUAAGUUAUAUAAAAUGCAUAGUGUAGACUGUGCCACUGUGCAAAUUUGGUUAUAGUUUUAACUAUAGAGAAGAAUCUAUGCUUCAGUUAGAGCUGUUUACUUUGAGCAAGCUAAUCUCGUUUUAAGAAAGUCCAACUCCAGCAUCGUAUGUAAGAUGCAGUUAAUAUUUUCCUACUAAAAGCAUGAGCUUUUGAAGUUUUCUUUGUUGCACAUUUAAAAAGACAGUUCACUUUUGCUUCAGAUUGUUGACACUACUGAAUUUACAUGUGUGCUCUGCAAUGUUUUUGAUCCUGGGUUUGCAGAGUAUAAGUAGACUUUAGUGGCUAUCAUGCCUGCCCUCUAAGGAUGGAAGUUUCACUGUUCACAGGAGACCCCCGCCCACAGUGUUACUGCUUCUUCCUGAAAAUGUUUUCUCAAAGGUAGUUUCAAGUUUGGGAUCAUUCUCUCUCCUACUCAGCAAGUAUGGUAAAGAAUUUCAGGGGAUGUUGGUACCCAAUUGCAUCUGUACCUCUUUUCAGUAUAAACAGUUACUGUGAUAAUGCACAUAAAUAAAAGACACUUCUGCCCCUC